GCGUAGCAGAUAACGACAAGGUCAAUUCCGUAAAUCUCGACAACGGACUUUCCGACAAGCAGCUUCUUUACUCUCUCUCUCUCUCUCUCUCUCUCUCUCUCUCUGAUUCCUUUAAGCUGUUGCAGAUAGUUUGCAUUCUCACUCUUUGUCUGAACAAAACACAAACUUUAAUGUUAGAUCUGUCUUUUACGUCGCUACGAAGUCUUCUUUCCUUCCUCCACAUACCUUACUCACUAUCACAUCAAAGCCCUAAACAACACUUCUUCUUCUUCUCCUUCUUUCACUCGAGAUCUCAAAAUCAAAAUGUCGUCUCCCAAGCCAUACACCAAGCAUACUUCUCCUCCGCGAAGCACCGCCGCCGCUACGCCGCCGUCUGUGUCCGUCUCCCCCACCGGUGGAGGAUUCUUCUCUAAUAAGUCUGUCCUACUCGGUAUGUUCCUCCUCGCCUUGCCGUUGUUCCCUUCUCAGGCUCCCGAUUUCGUCGGAGAGACGGUUCUCACCAAGCUCUGGGAACUGAUUCAUCUCCUGUUCGUCGGCAUUGCCGUCGCUUACGGUUUGUUUAGCCGUAGGAAUGUCGAAUCAAAUGUGGAGUUAAGGAGGAGUGGUGUAGAUGAUGAGUCUUCCUUGUCAUACGUGUCUAGAAUCCUCCAGGUUCCCUCUGUUUUCGACGAGGAGGAGGAGUUGGAGAAUCCAUGUAGUUUUGUUGAUGUGAGUGGUCGAGCUUCUGCGGUGGUGAAAGAGAUGAAUAAGUCUGAUUCCUUCGCUGUGGAUGAAUCUUUGUCUGAAUAUGGUGAGAUCAAUCAAGUGCAAGCUUGGAACUCGCAGUAUGUUCAAGGAAGGUCUAAGGUUGUGGUUGCUCGACCAGCUUAUGGUCUUGAUGGUCACCACGUUGUGCACCAGUCACUAGGCUUGCCGGUUAGGAGUUUAAGGUCGGCUCUUGAGGACAAGGAGAAAGCUGAGGAGGAUGAGUCAUUGGCUGCUGAUAAUGAUGAGGUCAUGGCUGCUGCUGCUCCGUCUUCUUCUCCAUGGCAUUCUAGUCCUGAGAUGAUGGGAACGGCAGACGAUGAAACCCGGUUUACGACCCGGUCUAGUGUUUCUUCUUCUUCUUCAUCAAAAACUAGCUUUGAGUCACAUGAUCAGAAGAACAGAUACUCGCCUUCUCGUUCUGUCUCCGGAGAGUCUUUAGACUCUAACGUGGAGGAAAAGAGUCAUCAAGGUUCAUCACGGUCUAGCUCGCCAUCAUUGCCACCAUCACCACCACUGUCUCCAUCUCCUGAUGAUACUCACAGGCGUGUCUUACAGUCUAGGCAUUAUUACAGUGAUGGUUCUUUGUUAGGAUGUGAAGAUAAACUAGAGGGAUCUGAAUCAGGGAAGAACAAGUCUCGCAGAUCUUAUCCUCCUGAUGGUGCUGAUCAUUCCACUACUAGUAGAAGACGGUAUCUUCAGCAGAAGAGUGAUAGCCAUCUGUUUGAGAAACGAUUAGAGUCUGACCAUAACAAGGUGAGUGUCAAGAAGGUGCGGAGCCACGACUCUUUUGAGUUCCAACCAAGGCGUGCAAUGCUUUCUUCACGAGGGGGCAGCGACACUUUGGUGGUGAAAGACAGCAAAAGAAACUCUGCGGAUGAUGAUGAUGUCGACUCUGAGGAUUAUGAUCUUCCUGGUGAGGAGAACAAGGAAGUGAUACCAAACAGUCCGCAAUCUUGGAGAAGUUCUAGCAAAGUUUCAUCUAGAGGAAAGUCAGUGAGGACCAUAAGAUCUGACCGCAACCAUGGUGAUUCAUCUGAUGACAGAGGGGAAAGCCAUGGAAGAACAAAACCAAGAAGACAAUGGCAACAAGAACUAGCAAUAGUACUACACCAGGAGAAGCAGCAUUCAGAGCCUGAAGAUGAUGCGGAAGAGACCGAGACCGAGGCUGUGCAACCUCAAGAAACCUUGGAGGAGGAAGAAGAAGAAGAAGAAGAAGAAGUUGUUGCUUGGGAAAGCCAGAGCAAUGUAAGCAAUGAGCAUUACGAAGUUGAUAGAAAGGCUGAUGAGUUCAUAGCCAAGUUCAGAGAACAGAUUAGAUUGCAGAAACUUCAUUCUGGUGAGCAACGUAGAGGAGGUGGCACUGGCGUUAUCAGGAACCGCCAUUUCAGAUGAUACUACUACACUCACAAUUGCUUCAUUCACUUUGUAUUAUUUUGAUGUAAUAAUUGUUUACAGUCAUUGUUGAUGAGAAUCUUGAGUUCUCUCUGUUUGAGAUUUAUAUUGUUGAAUAAAAUGAAUUUUUUUUUAAUGAAUAA
Messenger RNA from Raphanus sativus (radish), 2282 nucleotides. RefSeq lists its product as uncharacterized. NCBI's taxonomy places the organism in Eukaryota, Viridiplantae, Streptophyta, Magnoliopsida, Brassicales, Brassicaceae. Bases 304 to 2139 code for a protein of 611 amino acids. The record is from RefSeq and is a predicted model, not a curated record. The transcript has a single exon.